Messenger RNA from Hippopotamus amphibius kiboko, 14089 nucleotides. RefSeq names its product dynein axonemal heavy chain 10 (gene DNAH10). Gene Ontology annotation, cellular component: dynein complex. Gene Ontology annotation, molecular function: dynein light intermediate chain binding; ATP binding; minus-end-directed microtubule motor activity. Lineage: Eukaryota; Metazoa; Chordata; Mammalia; Artiodactyla; Hippopotamidae. Gene Ontology annotation, biological process: microtubule-based movement. The coding region runs from base 91 to 13863 and encodes 4590 amino acids. The transcript is spliced from 79 exons. The record is from RefSeq and is a predicted model, not a curated record.
CGGGGCGCCUGUUGCUAGGGGCGCCGUUGCCACGGACGCCCGCCCGGCGCUCGUCUCGCCUGAGCCCGGAGCUGCCGGCCCUGCGGCGCCAUGGACGACCUGCGGGUGCUGUGGAUGCGCGACCGCGUGUACACCGCCUUCGGCAUCACAGACCCUCAGCUCUUCGAGGAGCUGCUGAACCGCAACGACGGCGAGGUCGAGGAACUCAUCCUGCACUUCCUCAACCAGACCAGCGACGAGGAGGGCUCCUCGACUCUCUUCUUCUAUCGCAAGGUGGUGCCCGAGGAGGUGGAGGUGGAGAUCGACAGUGACAUUCCUGGACCAUCUGAGAAGGAAGAAGAGGAAGAAGAGACCGAAUCUCUAAAAGCAGAGUUGGCAGAUGGAGCAUCAGCUGAGAAUCUGAUGCUGAGAACGUAUUCCAUACCUCAGCCUUCCAUUGGCCCAGAGGAUGAAGAAAUGGACCAGGAGAGUGUAGAGAACCCGCCCGUCAAAAGAACUGUUAAGCAAAUCGUGGAAAAGACGUAUCUCCAUGUGCUUUGUACUCCUGUUCCUGAGGAGUUUCUGAACCAGAAUGUGGUGUAUUUUCUCAGAAAUACAAAAGAGACCAUCUCUGAGGCAACCGACAUGAAGGAAGCGAUGGAAAUUAUGCCCGAAACGCUGGAGUACGGAAUUAUAAAUUCGCAUGUGCUUGGUUUCCUGAAGGAUGUUAUAUGUCAGGUUUUCUUGCCAGCCUUGUCCUUCACUCAGCACAAGGAUGCGAGCCUAGGACUCACAUCUGGAGAAGUCUUGGACUCAUUUGAGUAUGACACAGACCUACCUAGCAUGCCCGGGGAAGCAAUAGAAUAUCACAGCAUUCAGUUAAUUCGGGAUGAAUUUUUAAUGAACAUCCAGAAAUUUGCAAGUAGUAUUCAAAGAACAAUGCAGCAACUGGAAGGUGAGAUCAAGUUAGAAAUGCCAAGCAUCAGUGUAGAGGGAGAGGUGUCUGACCUGGCAGCUGACCCAGAAACUAUGGAGAUUUUGGAGCAAUGUGUGAUAAACUGGUUGAAUCAGAUAUCUGCAGCUCUUGAGGGCCAGAUGAAAAAGACGCCUCAGGGCAAUGGUCCUCUGGCCGAAAUUGAAUUCUGGCGGGAAAGAAAUGCCACCCUAAGUGCACUCCACGAACAAACAAAGCUUCCAGUAGUCAGGAAAGUCUUGGAUGUGAUCAAGGAAUCAGAUUCUAUGCUUGUGGCCAACCUGCAGCCCGUCUUAACAGAAUUGUUCAAGUUCCACAUGGAGGCCGCAGACAAUGUGCGGUUUCUUUCCACGGUGGAACGACAUUUCAAGAACAUCACGCACGGAACUAGCUUCCACGUUGUCUUGGAGACGAUACCCUCCAUGAUGAGUGCCCUGAGGAUGGUGUGGAUCAUCUCGCGACACUACAAUAAAGACGAGAGGAUGGUCCCGCUCAUGGAGCGCAUUGCCUGGGAAGUUGCCGAGAGAGUCUGCAAAGUGGUGAACCUGCGGACUUUGUUCAAAGAGAACCGGGCUAGUGCACAACACAAAACCCUGGAGGCCAGGAACACCCUCCACAUGUGGAAAAAGGCCUAUUUCGACAUCCGGGCCAAGAUCGAGGCUUCAGGGAGAGAAGCUCGGUGGGAGUUUGAUCGCAAACGGCUGUUCGAGAGAACAGAUUACAUGGCCACCAUCUGCCAGGAUCUCUACGACAUCCUGCAGGUUAUGGAGGAAUUCUACAACAUAUUUGGUCUGGAGCUAAAAGCGGUGACUGGGGAUCCCAAGCGCAUUGAUGAUGUCCUGUGCAGGGUGGACAGCCUGGUCACCCCCAUGGAAAACCUGACCUUUGACCCCUUCAGCAUCAAGUGCUCCCAGUACUGGAAAUACGUGAUGGACAACUUCAAGAUCGAAGUCCUGGUUAUUGAGAAAGAAGCAAAAAACUUUAUUGACGAGUCUUUUAAGACACUUCGAUCAGCUGAAGCAGCAUUUGACAUGCUUUUAAAAUUUAAGCAUAUUCGUUCACGGGAGGCCAUUAAUCGACAAAUGAUGAUGAAAUUUAAUGAUAUUCUUGCACAGUACUGUAAAGAGAUUGACAUAGUUCACAAAAUCUUUGUUCAUAACCUUGACAACCCACCGCUGUAUAAGAAUCACCCGCCGGUAGCAGGUGCAAUCUACUGGGAACGGUCCCUGCUCUUCCGAAUUAAGCACACCAUCCUCAGAUUUCAAGAAGUAGAGGAGAUCUUGGACAGCGAUCGGGGAAGAGAAGUAAAGCAAAAAUAUCUGGAAGUGGGUAGGACCAUGAAAGACUAUGAAGAUAAAAUGUACGAGCAGUGGAAAGAGACGACAGAACAGGUCCUGCCGACUCUCAUGAAGAAGAGUCUGCUUACUAAGGCUUCUUCUGCUGGUGAUGAUGCCCUGAACUCUGACAAGGGGGCUGCUUUCACAAUCAACUUUUCACCUGCUCUCAGGGAGAUUAUUAACGAAACAAAGUACUUGGAACAGCUGGGGUUCCCUGUCCCCGAAUUAGCAAGGAACGUUGCCCUCCAGGAAGACAAAUUUCUUAGGUACACGGAUGGGAUCCAGCGUGUGCUGGACCAUUACCACACGCUCAUCGGAACGUUAAACGAGGCAGAGGCUCUUCUCCUUAACGACCAUUCCCAGGAAUUAGUCAGAGUGUUUAGGUCUGGAUAUAAGAGGUUAAACUGGAACUCACUAGGUAUUGCUGACUACAUAACUCGGUGCAAACAGGCCAUCGGGAAAUUUGAAUCCCUCGUCCACCAGAUUCAUAAGAACGCAGAUGACAUUUCUUCCAGACUUACCUUAAUAGAGUCCAUAAAUCUCUUUAAAUAUCCAGCCCCUAAAAGUGAGGAAGAACUCCCAGGUGUGAAGGAAUUCUUUGAGCACAUUGAACGAGAAAGAGCCAAAGAUGUGGACCACAUGGUCAGGUGGUAUCUUGCCAUUGGGCCCCUGCUGACCAAAGUCGAGGGGCUGGUCAUCCAUACCAACACGGGCCAGGCCCCCAGGCUGGCCUCCUACUAUGAAUACUGGGAAAAUAGAAUCUACGAGGUCCUGACGAAGCUCAUCCUGAAGAAUCUACAGUCCUUUAAUUCUUUAAUCCUUGGAAACGUCCCUUUGUUCCAAACGGAAACCAUUUUGACGGCGCCUGAAAUCAUCCUGCACCCCAAUGCAAACGAGAUCGACAAAAUGUGCGUCCACUGUGUCCGAAACUGUGUGGAGAUGACCAAGAAUUUUGUUCGCUGGAUGAAUGGCAGCUGCAUAGAAUGCCCCCCUCAGAAGGGAGAGGAGGAAGAGCUUGUUAUAAUCAGCUUUUACAAUGAUAUUUCUCAGAACCCUCAGAUAAUCGAGCAGGCUGUUAUGAUCCCUCAGAACGUCCACAGAAUUUUGAUCAAUCUUAUGAAGUACCUGCAGAAGUGGAAGCGGUACCGGCCGCUCUGGAAACUGGACAAAGCCAUUGUGAUGGAGAAGUUUGCCGCCAAGAAGCCUCCUUGCGUGGCGUACGACGAGAAGCUGCAGUUCUAUUCCAAGAUCGCUUCUGAAGUGAUGCACCACCCCUUGAUCAAGGAUGAGCACUGCAUCCGCCUUCAACUCGGACCCCUGGCGAGCACCGUGCAGGAAAACGCCAGGUCCUGGGUGUUUUCCCUCGGGAGGCUCCUCAAUGAGUCAGCCAGAGAGGAGCUCCAUAACCUGCAUGAAGAAAUAGAGUUCUUGUCCAAAAACCUGAAGAAGAGCCCCAGUACCCUUGAAGAUCUCAAGUUUGUCCUUGCAACAAUCGCAGAAAUUAGAAGUAAAUCUUUAGUCAUGGAACUAAGAUACCGGGAUGUCCAGGAGAGGUACCGCACCAUGGCGAUGUACAGUCUCUUUCCUUCUGAUGCAGAGAAAGAACUGGUUGCCAAUAUCGAGAGCAUGUGGUCAAAUCUGUUUAAUGAUUCGUUGAAUGUGGAACAUGCUCUGGGAGGCAUAAAGAGAACGUUCACAGAGAUUACUCGAGGUGAAAUAUUAAACUACAGACAGCAGAUAGAGGAUUUUGCAAAACGUUUUUAUCAUGAAGGCCCUGAUUCUGUUGGUGAAGAUCUUGAUAGAGGAGUAGAUCUUUUAGCCACUUUUGAAAAAGAGCUGAUGAGACGUGAAAAGAACCGCCAGGAGCUGGCUAAUGCUGAGAAGCUUUUUGAUCUUCCGAUUACGAUGUACCCAGCGCUGCUCAAAGUGCAGAAGGAAAUGAGCGGGCUGAAGAUGAUUUACGAGCUCUACGAAGGACUGAAGGUUGCAAAGGAAGAAUGGUCUCAGACGCUCUGGAUCAACCUGAAUGUUCAGUUUCUCCAGGAAGGAAUUGAAAGUUUUCUCAAGUCUCUUAGAAAGCUGCCCCGGCAGGUCCGAAAUUUAUCAGUGGCCUACCAUUUGGAAGCAAAAAUGAAGGCAUUCAAAGACUCGAUUCCUUUACUUCUUGACUUGAAGCACGAGGCUCUAAGAGACAGGCAUUGGAAAGAGCUUAUGGAGAAAACGGGUGUGAGUUUUGAAAUGACUGAAACAUUCACCUUGGAAAACAUGUUCGCUAUGGAGCUUCACAAGCACACAGAUGUCCUCAGCGAGAUUGUAACGUCGGCCAUCAAGGAGAUAGCCAUCGAGAAGGCUGUGAAGGAAAUCCUGGACACGUGGGAAAAUAUGAAAUUUACCGUGGUCAAGUAUUACAAAGGCACCCAGGAGCGAGGCUACAUCUUGGGGUCUGUUGACGAUAUUAUCCAGUGCCUGGAUGACAACACUUUCAACCUGCAAAGCAUCUCAGGAAGCAGAUUUGUGGGGCCUUUUCUGCAGACUGUUCACAAAUGGGAAAAAACGCUUUCUCUCAUAGGGGAAGUCAUUGAGAUUUGGAUGUUGGUUCAGAGAAAAUGGAUGUAUCUGGAAAGCAUCUUUAUCGGUGGAGAUAUCAGAUCACAACUUCCAGAUGAAGCAAAGAAGUUUGACAACAUCGAUAGAGUAUUUAAAAGGAUCAUGGGUGAGACCUUGAAAGACCCCGUGAUCAAGAGAUGCUGUGAGGCCCAGAACCGCCUCAGCGACCUGCAGAACAUCAGCGAGGGCCUGGAGAAGUGCCAGAAGAGCCUGAACGACUACUUGGAUUCCAAGAGGAACGGCUUCCCCAGGUUCUUCUUCAUUUCUGACGACGAGCUGCUCAGCAUCCUGGGCAACAGCGACCCCCUCUGCGUCCAGGAGCACAUGAUCAAGAUGUACGACAACAUAGCACUGCUGAGGUUUAAUGACGGGGACAGUGGAGAAAAACUGGUGUCUGCCAUGAUUUCAGCAGAAGGAGAGGUCAUGGAGUUCCGGAAGAUCAUCCGGGCCGAGGGGCGCGUGGAGGACUGGAUGACGGCAGUUUUGAAUGAAAUGCGAAGAACUAACAGGCUCAUUACCAAAGAGGCUAUUUUUAGAUACUGUGAAGACAGAACCAGGGUCGACUGGAUGCUCCUGUACCAAGGAAUGGUGGUGCUGGCCGCCAGCCAGGUGUGGUGGACCUGGGAGGUGGAAGACGUCUUCCGCAAAGUGCAGCAAGGGGAGAAGCAGGCCAUGAAGAAGUACGGCCAGAAGAUGCACCAGCAGAUUGAUGAGCUGGUUACUCGGAUUACCAUGUCCUUAAGCAGAAAUGACAGAAAGAAAUACAACACUGUCCUCAUCAUUGACGUGCACGCCCGAGAUAUAGUCGACUCUUUCAUACGGGGCAGCAUUCUCGAGGCCCGGGAGUUUGAAUGGGAAAGUCAGCUGCGGUUUUACUGGGACCGAGAACCAGAUGAGCUGAACAUCCGCCAGUGCACGGGGACCUUCGGCUACGGCUACGAGUACAUGGGUUUGAACGGAAGGCUGGUUAUCACGCCUCUCACGGACCGGAUUUACCUGACUCUCACUCAGGCACUGUCCAUGUAUCUGGGUGGGGCCCCUGCUGGCCCAGCAGGUACUGGCAAGACCGAGACCACCAAGGACCUGGCCAAAGCCUUAGGCUUGCUCUGUGUUGUAACCAACUGUGGCGAAGGCAUGGAUUACAAAGCCGUCGGCAAGAUUUUCUCUGGCCUUGCCCAGUGCGGGGCUUGGGGCUGCUUUGACGAAUUUAAUCGCAUCGAUGCCUCUGUGCUGUCAGUCAUCUCGUCCCAGAUCCAGACGAUCCGAAAUGCUCUGCUCCAUCAGUUAACCACGUUCCAGUUUGAAGGGCAGGAGAUUUCCCUGGACCCAAAGAUGGGCAUCUUCAUUACUAUGAACCCUGGCUACGCGGGCCGCACGGAGCUGCCCGAGUCGGUGAAGGCCCUCUUCCGGCCCGUGGUGGUGAUCGUGCCGGACCUGCAGCAGAUUUGUGAGAUCAUGCUGUUCUCCGAGGGCUUCCUCUGGGCCAAGACUCUAGCCAAAAAGAUGACCGUUCUGUAUAAGCUGGCCCGGGAGCAGCUGUCCAAACAGCAUCAUUACGAUUUUGGACUCAGAGCCCUGAAAUCAGUGUUGGUGAUGGCCGGUGAGCUCAAGAGAGGUUCUUCUGAACUUAAGGAGGACGUGGUGCUGAUGAGGGCCCUUCGAGACAUGAAUCUGCCCAAGUUCGUGUUUGAAGACGUCCCUCUUUUCCUUGGUUUGAUUUCUGAUCUGUUUCCCGGACUAGACUGCCGGAGGGUUCGCUACCCUGAUUUCAACGAUGCUGUAGAACAGGUGCUUCAGGAAAAUGGCUACGUCGUCUUACCUGUCCAGGUGGACAAGGUGGUUCAGAUGUUCGAGACCAUGUUGACCCGCCACACGACGAUGGUGGUGGGGCCCACGGGAGGGGGCAAGUCCGUGGUCAUUAAUGCUCUGUGUCAGGCCCAGACCAAGCUUGGGCUGGUGACGAAGCUGUACGUCCUGAACCCCAAGGCGAUGAGUGUCAUAGAGCUCUACGGCAUCCUGGACCCCACCACCCGAGACUGGACAGAUGGGGUGCUGUCCAACAUCUUCAGGGAGAUCAACAAGCCGACAGAUAAGAAGGAGCGAAAGUAUAUUCUGUUUGACGGCGAUGUGGAUGCCCUGUGGGUGGAGAACAUGAAUUCGGUCAUGGACGACAACAAGCUCUUGACGUUGGCCAAUGGUGAGCGUAUUCGGCUUCAAGCCCACUGUGCCCUGCUCUUCGAGGUUGGGGACUUACAGUAUGCCUCCCCUGCGACUGUGUCUCGAUGUGGAAUGGUUUAUGUAGAUCCUAAAAACUUGAAAUAUCAACCAUACUGGAAAAAAUGGGUUAAUCAAAUACAAAACAAGGCGGAGCAGGGUGAUUUACAAAAUCUGUUUGAGAAAUAUGUACCCUAUCUCAUUGAUGUGAUAGUGGAAGGAAUAGUGGAUGGAAGACAAGGAGAGAAGCUGAAGACAAUAGUUCCGCAGACAGACCUCAAUAUGGUAACCCAGUUAACCAAGAUGCUGGAUUCGUUGCUAGAGGGAGAAAUCGAGGACCCCGAUCUCCUAGAGUGCUACUUCCUCGAGGCUCUGUGCUGCUCUCUGGGCGCUUCCCUGCUUGAGGAUGGAAGGGCUAAAUUUGAUGAGUGUAUCAAACGCAUUGCUUCUUUGCCGACUGCUGAUACAGACGGGGUUUGGGCCAACCCCGGGGAACUGCCAGGUCACCUUCCAACCUUGUUUGACUUUCACUUUGACCUUACACAGAAGAAAUGGAUACCGUGGAAUAAAUUAGUUCCCGAGUAUGUUCAUUCCCGUGAGAGGAAAUUUGUUGACAUCUUGGUUCAUACGGUGGACACAACCCGUACUACCUGGAUGCUGGAACAAAUGGUUAAGAUUAGGCAACCUGUUCUUUUGGUUGGUGAAUCUGGCACCUCCAAGACAGCCACUACCCAGAACUUCCUCAAAAACCUGAACGAAGAGACUAACAUUGUGUUAAUAGUCAAUUUCUCCUCCCGCACCACGUCCAUGGAUAUCCAAAGAAAUUUAGAAGCCAACGUGGAAAAACGAACCAAAGACACUUACGGCCCACCCAUGGGGAAACGCCUCCUGGUGUUCAUGGAUGACAUGAACAUGCCAAAGGUGGAUGAGUACGGCACACAGCAGCCGAUUGCCCUGCUGAAACUGCUGUUGGAAAAAGGCUACUUAUACGACCGGGGGAAGGAGCUGAACUGUAAAAGCAUCCGAGACCUUGGCUUUAUUGCUGCGAUGGGGAAAGCGGGCGGAGGCCGCAACGAAGUUGACCCGAGAUUUAUUUCACUCUUCAAUGUCUUCAACAUUCCAUUUCCUUCAGAGGAGUCUUUGCACUUAAUUUAUUCCUCCAUCCUCAAAGGCCACACCUCGGUGUUUCACGAGAGCAUCUCGGCUGUAAGUGACAAGCUGACAUCCUGCACGUUGGCACUUUACAAAAACAUCAUUCAGGAUCUGCCGCCCACCCCAUCCAAGUUCCACUACAUCUUUAACCUUCGAGAUCUCUCACGGGUUUUUAACGGUCUUGUCCUCACUAACCCAGAAAGAUUCCAGACGGUGACCCAGAUGGUGAGAGUCUGGAGGAACGAGUGUCUGAGAGUUUUCCAUGACCGGUUAAUCAAUGAAACAGACACGCAGCUGGUCCAAGAGCACAUAGGCAACUUGGUCACGGAACAUUUUAACGAUGACGUGGAGGUGGUGAUGAGGGACCCCAUCCUGUUUGGAGACUUCCGGAUGGCUCUGCACGAAGAGGAAACUCGCAUUUAUGAAGACAUUCAGGAUUAUGAGGCAGCCCAGGCUCUGUUCCAGGAAAUUCUUGAAGAGUAUAACGAAAGCAACACCAAAAUGAACUUGGUUCUCUUUGACGAUGCUUUGGAGCACCUGACCCGUGUGCACCGCAUCAUUCGAAUGGACAGAGGCCACGCCCUGCUGGUCGGGGCUGGGGGCUCCGGGAAGCAGUCUCUGGCCAGGCUGGCUGCCUUCACAGCCGGCUACGAGGUGUUUGAGAUCCUCCUGAGCCGGGGCUACUCUGAGAACAACUUUCGGGAAGAUCUGAAGAACCUUUACCUGAAGCUUGGCAUUGAGAACAAGAGGAUGAUUUUCCUGUUCACGGAUGCACACGUGGCCGAGGAGGGUUUCCUGGAGCUCAUCAACAACAUGCUCACCUCAGGAAUUGUACCUGCUCUUUUCCCAGAAGAUGAAAAGGAGUCUAUCCUCGGUCAGAUUGGACAAGAGGCUUUGAAGCAGGGGACGGGCCCGGCCAAGGAGUCUGUGUGGCAGUACUUCGUGGAGAAGAGUGCAAAUAACCUACACAUCGUCCUGGGCAUGUCGCCGGUGGGGGACACCCUGAGGACCCGCUGCAGGAAUUUCCCAGGUCUAGUAAAUAACACUGGUAUUGACUGGUUCAUGCCCUGGCCUCCGCAAGCUCUGCACGCAGUGGCUAAGUCAUUUUUAGGGACUAAUACAAUGAUCCCAGUAGAAAAUAUCGAAGAUCUGGUAGAACAUGUUGUUUUGGUCCACGAAUCCGUGGGUGACUUCAGCAAACAAUUCCUACAGAAACUGAGACGUAGCAACUAUGUAACUCCCAAGAACUACCUGGAUUUUAUUAACACGUAUUCAAAAUUACUGGACGAGAAAACUCACUAUAAUAUAGCUCAGUGCAGGCGUCUGGAGGGGGGGCUGGACAAGCUGAAGGAGGCCACCAUCCAGCUGGACGAGCUGAACAAGAAGCUGGCCGAGCAGAAGAUGGUGCUGGCGGAGAAGUCGGCCGCCUGCGAGGCCCUGCUGGAGGAGAUCGCCACCAACACGGCCAUAGCGGAGGAAAAGAAGAAGCUGGCGGAGGAAAAAGCCAUGGAGAUAGAGGAGCAGAACAAGAUCAUCGCGGUGGAAAAGACGGAGGCCGAGACGGCCCUGGCCGAGGUCAUGCCCAUCCUGGAGGCUGCCAAGCUGGAGCUGCAGAAGCUGGACAAGUCAGAUGUGACCGAGAUUAGGUCCUUUGCUAAGCCCCCGAAGCAGGUGCAGACGGUCUGCGAAUGCAUCCUUAUCAUGAAGGGGUACAAAGAGCUCAACUGGAAAACCGCCAAAGGCAUGAUGUCUGACCCCAACUUCCUGAGGUCUCUGAUGGAGAUCGACUUCGAUUCAGUUACCCAGAGCCAAGUUAAAAAUAUCAGAGGCCUCUUGAGGACCCUCAAUACCACGACCGAGGAAAUGGAAGCUGUGAGCAAGGCGGGCUUGGGGAUGCUGAAGUUUGUGGAAGCUGUGAUGGGCUACUGUGACGUUUUUAGAGAAAUCAAGCCCAAGAGAGACAAGGUGGCCAGGCUGGAGCGGAAUUUUUACCUGACCAAACGCGAGCUGGAGAGGAUCCAGAAUGAGCUGGCCGCGAUCCAGAGAGAGCUGGAAGCUCUGGGGGCCAGAUACGAGGCGGCCAUUCUGGAGAAGCAGAAGCUGCAGGAAGAAGCCGAGGUCAUGGAGAGACGGCUCAUCGCGGCCGGCAAGCUCAUCUCGGGGCUGGGGUCCGAGAACGUCAGGUGGCUGAACGAUUUGGACGAGCUGAUGCACCGGCGGGUGAAGUUGCUGGGCGACUGCCUGCUGUGCGCAGCCUUCCUGAGCUACGAGGGCGCCUUCACGUGGGAGUUCCGGGACGAGAUGGUCAACCAGGUCUGGCAGAGUGACAUCCUGGAGCGGGGCAUCCCCCUGAGCCAGCCCUUCCGACUCGAGAACCUGCUCACGGACGACGUCGAGAUCAGCAGGUGGGGCUCCCAGGGGCUGCCCCCCGACGAGCUCUCGGUCCAGAACGGCAUCCUCACCACCCGGGCCAGCCGCUUCCCGCUCUGCAUCGACCCCCAGCAGCAGGCCCUCAACUGGAUAAAGAGGAAAGAGGAGAAGAACAACCUGCGGGUGGCUUCCUUUAAUGACCCCGACUUCCUCAAGCAGCUGGAGAUGUCCAUAAAGUACGGGACACCUUUCCUGUUCCACGACGUGGAUGAGUACAUCGACCCUGUGAUUGAUAACGUCCUAGAAAAAAACAUAAAGGUCUCCCAAGGACGGCAUUUUAUCAUACUGGGAGACAAGGAAGUGGACUACGAUUCGAAUUUCAGACUGUACCUGAACACCAAGCUGGCCAACCCCAGAUAUAGCCCAUCCGUGUUUGGGAAGGCCAUGGUCAUCAAUUAUACGGUCACGCUGAAAGGCCUGGAGGACCAGCUGCUGAGCGUGCUGGUGGCCUACGAGAGGCGAGAGCUGGAGGAACAGCGGGAGCACCUCAUCCAGGAGACGAGUGAGAACAAGAACCUGCUGAAGGACCUGGAGGACUCCCUCCUCCGGGAACUGGCCACCUCCACGGGGAACAUGCUGGACAAUGUGGAGCUGGUGCAGACCCUGGAGGAGACCAAAUCCAAAGCCACAGAGGUAUCAGAGAAGCUCAAGCUGGCGGAGAAGACAGCCCUGGACAUCGACAGGCUGCGGGACGGCUACCGGCCGGCCGCCCGGAGGGGGGCCAUCCUGUUCUUCGUGCUGUCGGAGAUGGCCCUGGUGAACUCCAUGUACCAGUACUCCCUGAUCGCCUUCCUGGAGGUCUUCGGGCUGUCGCUCAAGAAGUCGCUGCCUGACUCCAUUCUUAUGAAGCGAUUAAGGAACAUCAUGGACACGCUGACCUUCAACGUCUACAACUAUGGCUGCACAGGGUUGUUUGAGAGGCACAAGUUACUUUUUUCUUUCAAUAUGACUAUCAAGAUAGAACAAGCAGAGGGGAGAGUCCCCCAGGAAGAAUUAGAUUUCUUCUUAAAAGGAAACAUUUCCUUGGAGAAAAGCAAACGGAAAAAGCCCUGUGCUUGGUUGUCCGACCAGGGAUGGGAAGAUAUCAUUCUUUUAUCAGAGAUGUUUCCGGACAACUUUGGGACUCUUCCUGAUGAUGUGGAGAAACAUUUGACUGUCUGGCAGGAGUGGUAUGAUCUGGAUUCACUUGAGCAGUUGCCAUUCCCCCUGGGUUAUGAUGACAACAUCACCCCUUUCCAGAAGUUGCUUAUUUUGCGCUGUUUCCGUGUGGAUCGGGUAUAUCGGGCUGUGACUGACUACGUGACUGUAACAAUGGGAGAGAAGUACGUGCAGCCUCCGGUGAUCAGCUUCGAAGCCAUCUUUGAACAGAGCACCCCCAACUCGCCCAUCGUGUUUAUCCUGAGUCCUGGCUCUGACCCUGCCAGUGACCUUAUGAAAUUAGCCGAGCGCAGUGGUUUUGGAGGCAACCGCCUCAAAUUCCUUGCCAUGGGUCAAGGUCAAGAAAAGGUGGCCCUGCAGCUGCUGGAGACGGCAGUGGCUCGCGGGCAGUGGCUGAUGCUGCAGAACUGUCACCUCCUGGUCAAGUGGCUGAAGGAUCUGGAGAAGUCCCUGGAGAGGAUCACGAAGCCCCACCCCGACUUCCGCCUGUGGCUCACCACUGACCCCACCAAGGGCUUUCCCAUCGGGAUCCUGCAGAAGUCCUUGAAGGUUGUCACCGAGCCACCCAAUGGGCUGAAACUUAACAUGAGAGCAACAUACUUCAAGAUCUCUCCCGAGAUGCUGGACCAGUGCCCACACCCUGCUUUCAAGUCCCUGGUCUACGUCUUGGCAUUUUUCCAUGCGGUGGUGCAGGAGAGGAGAAAGUUCGGGAAGAUUGGGUGGAACGUGUACUACGACUUCAACGAGUCUGACUUCCAGGUCUGCAUGGAAAUUCUGAACACAUACUUAACAAAAGCCUUCCAGCAGCAUGACCCUCGGAUCCCGUGGGGCAGCCUCAAGUACCUAAUUGGGGAGGUCAUGUAUGGAGGUCGGGCCAUCGACAGCUUUGACCGGCGUAUCCUGACCAUCUACAUGGACGAAUACCUGGGAGACUUCCUUUUUGAUACCUUCCAGCCGUUCCACUUCUUCUGGAACAAGGAAGUGGACUACAAAAUCCCCGCGGGGGAUGUCAAGGAAAAAUUUGUUGAAGCCAUUGAGGCCCUCCCGCUGGCCAACACGCCUGAAGUGUUUGGUCUUCACUCCAAUGCUGAGAUUGGAUAUUACACCCAGGCGGCUCGAGACAUGUGGUCCCACCUGCUGGAGCUGCAGCCUCAGACAGGGGAAUCCAGCACUGGCAUCAGCCGAGAUAAUUACAUUGGCCAAGUGGCCAAGGACAUAGAAAACAAGAUGCCCAAAGUCUUUGACUUGGACCUGGUCAGGAAGCACCUGGGGACGGGCAUCUCCCCCACCUCGGUGGUGCUCCUGCAGGAGCUGGAGCGCUUCAACAAGCUUGUCACACGGAUGUCCAGGUCCCUGGCUGAACUUCAGAGGGCCUUGGCUGGAGAAGUUGGGAUGAGCAGUGAAUUAGAUGAUGUAGCCAAGUCUCUCUUUCUCGGGCAAAUUCCCAAUAUCUGGAGAAAGCUUGCCCCUGACACCUUAAAGUCCCUUGGAAACUGGAUGCUCUACUUCCUGCGGAGGUUCAGCCAGUACACGACGUGGGUCACUGAGGGCGAGCCAGGCGUGAUGUGGCUUUCGGGGCUGCACAUCCCAGAAUCCUACCUCACGGCCCUGGUGCAGGCCACCUGCCGGAGGAACAGCUGGCCGCUGGACCGCUCCACCCUGUUUACCCAAGUGACCAAGUUCCAAGAUGCAGACGAAGUGAAUGAGCGGGCAGGACAAGGAUGCUUUGUCUCAGGACUGUAUCUGGAAGGCGCUGACUGGGAUAUAGAAAGGGGAUGUCUUAUCAAGAGCAAACCCAAAGUGCUGGUCGUGGACCUGCCGAUCCUGAAGAUCAUCCCCGUUGAAGCCCAUCGCCUCAAACUGCAGAACACCUUCCGGACGCCCGUCUACACCACGUCCACGAGAAGGAACGCCAUGGGGGUCGGCCUGGUUUUUGAAGCCGAUCUUUUUACCACGAAGCACAUUUCUCACUGGGUCCUGCAAGGGGUGUGCCUCACUCUGAAUUCUGAUUAACGCUGUGUGUGAAGAAAACGGCAAGAUGGAUUCUAAGUCUGUGGCUGGCGGCGGAUGUGCUGGGAAUUCGUAAAGACUGAUCGUCUGCUCUCACUUCUUGGGGCCUCUCGAGGCAGGAGGGGGACGGACACUACUUUUUCUUUCAUUUGAAAUCAUCCAUUUAAGUAUUUCCAUACAAGUUUUAUUAUUUUAAACUAAGGAUUCUAUGUAUUCAGAAAGUAAAUUC